AUGAAGAAGUGCGAAGAAGGACGAAGGUGGAAGAUAAUUAUCUAUCAGUUAAACAGACUUACAAAGGGAUGUGUUGGUAUGUUGUCUCUAACAGUAAGCCUAGUUUGUGCCCUAAUCGUAAAUCAGUUCAUACACAUGACAGAGAGCAUUACAACAAAUAUAGUUUGCUCAAAGUGGUACACCGCUGAUAUAAGUGUUAAGAAAGAUGUUCUCUUCAUAUUAUUAAGUACUCAAAGACCCUUUACGCUUAAUGCAUUGCCACUAGGAACUUUAAACCUGGAACUACUGUUACUGGUACGUAUGAAUAUGUUGAGUAGUUGA
Messenger RNA from Diabrotica virgifera virgifera (western corn rootworm), 321 nucleotides. RefSeq lists its product as uncharacterized. The transcript is spliced from 3 exons. Gene Ontology annotation, cellular component: membrane. Bases 1 to 321 code for a protein of 106 amino acids. Lineage: Eukaryota; Metazoa; Arthropoda; Insecta; Coleoptera; Chrysomelidae. Gene Ontology annotation, molecular function: odorant binding; olfactory receptor activity. Gene Ontology annotation, biological process: sensory perception of smell. The record is from RefSeq and is a predicted model, not a curated record.